ACAAGCAGCACACAAGCAGCACACAAGCAACCAGCCCACUCCGACAUAUAUAUUUAUCUCAAUUGCGCUUCUCCCUCUUCCUAUCUCUCCCUCCUCCUCUUCUUCCCCUGUCCUGCUCCGUCUUCUCGCUGCCCGCCAUACCAACACCCCAUACCUCCUUUUGGACAGAGUACACUCACAUCACACAUACCCGAAUUCACGACCCACCACCGAUCCUUCAAGGAAUGCUAAAGUUUUUCAGCAAAGGAUUCUCCGCCAAGGAUCUCGAGGAAAAGCACACUCGUGAACUGCUGGAGCAGGAAUGCUGGAAUCCGCCUCCGUUCGGGACGCAGGAGAUCAGGGUGCUUAUGUGUCAGGAGGUCAGCUCCAUCCAGGAUGUUGUCCUCUUUGACAGCCAGCAAGUCUUAGGCUCAGACUACAACCCAUUGGAGUCACCCAGCCCCUCGCCGGCCAAGAGUUCCUUCAAGAGCAGCAGUAUGAGCAGUCUCUUUGGAUCGCUGCGGAGCGAGCGCUCCUUGCCCUCGAACCUUUCCGGUAGCCAGACUAUGCCCAGCAGGAGGCCUACAAAACUUAUCCCUUCCAUCUAUCCAAAAUUGAUGUUCGGCACCACGCCCCUGGCUUACAAGGGAUCGACGACAAAGAUCCACCUCCUGAACGAAUCUGCUCAGAUCAUGCUGACCAAGACCUUCAGUAUACACCCUACGGAUGUCAUGGCCUAUACCGCAGCCUCAACUCGUCGGGGUUCAUUCUCUUCAAGCAACAGCACUAGCACCAUGGAAAUCUCCGGGAUGUCAACAAUAAGCGGUCAUGGCGACUAUAGAUCCCACCCCCGUGCUUCACGACCCAUGACAGCCUUUAUACCCGAGUCAGCAUAUACCAGCAAUGACCUCAAGAACGGCGCUGUAUCCUCCUCAUUACCCAAUGCCUCUAACAUCCGAGUGCGGGCACCACGACCGGGGUUCGCUGUCAGGAGAUUGAGACGUGCCAGCCAGACCAGCAUGGAAAACGGAACCUUCAAUCCAAUGCCAUUACCCAGCUCAUUUUCGCAUUUGGACAGCUUAGGAAACGCUAAGCCUGCUCUGACCCAAGCUGCUCGCUCAAAAUCCUUUUCAAUCGCUGUGUUCAUUGAGGUCAACAACAACACUCGGUUACGGGAAUUUGUUUUCUCUCACUUUGCCCUUCUGGAGACCCGCCUACACCAACUGCAGGCGCUGUGCUUGGAACUGCUACUGCCCGUUUGUCGCAGGAUGAUCAAUGCAAAGGCUACUCUGUCAGGAAACAGCCAUGUGAAAUCAAUACCCGAUCUCUCAAGGCUUGCAUUUCAGCAGGACCCAAGACUUCAGGAGGCAGUGGCGCGACUUCAGCAAGCAAUAUACCAACUAUACAGUGCGCCUCGUAUACAGGCGCCGCUAUGGCUCAACAUUAAUACAUACCCUAGCAAGAGAACUGCGUACUCAGCAUCGUUCAUGACAGAGCUGAUUCAUCUCAUGGAAGAAAACCCAGCCUCGGGGCAACUUGUGUCCGAAGUCAUCUCUUCUGUUUUGAGCCACCAUACGUCAUGGGUACCAACCGUCGCUCCAGCAGACCAGACAUUGAUCCGGGCGAAUCCUCAGGGUGCGUAUGACCCGCUAUGGGCUCAAUUGAGCGAUCUCUAUGGAAACAUUGGAACGAUAUCCAGGAUUAGUCGGACAAUUGUUGUGGGUUCCAAUUCAAGUUUUGUCCGGAGACUCCUAUAUAUUCUUAGUUAUUUUAUUCGGUGCAACGAGGUCUUCCAACGGCUAACAGAGUUCAAGGAAGAAACCGAUUCUCUUCUCAACCCACCGCCACCUGUACGAACCACCUAUGAUUUACCCGAGGACCAUGAGAGCGGCAGUCCAGCAACCAUGAUGCGUUCGAUUAGCAUACCAAAACGACCGAGGAUCGACACUUUUGCAGCAAGAGGAUCUUCUGUCUCGCGCGCAUCUGCAUCCUCUCGCCUGACUCCUAUUGGAGAACCGAUGACACCUAUCCUUCCGCAUCAUAACCAAAGCGAGCGAGAUCGGUCCAUUAUACCUUCCGUUCCCAGGAAACCUCUCUUUGACACUACGAGACCCAGAAUGGAUACAAAGGAUUCUGUCUCAACGGAAUCCACGCCUUAUCAUUCACGCCCGACGACUCCGACUACGAUAGAGAGUCGUCCAGAUUCAGAUCGAGAACUAGCUACUGGCGAAGAAAAUGGACAGCAGCAGCCUCAGCCGCCACAGCAUGCACCGAACCAUCACCUUAGAGUCGACACUGCACAACCCAGAAAACUCUCUUCGGAUACCAUGGGAACCGAGGCGGCGCGGAGUGCGCACGAUCCUGGGUGCCAAACACAGGAUGUGCUUUCCAAUGUUCCCUUACCCAUUUCCCGGGUUGUCUGUUCUUUCCCUCCGUUCCCUUCCUCAGGAGCCUCUGUGAAUGGCGCUCCAACAGCGGACAAGGUACUGCCUGCAGAUGUAUUGUUCUGCAAGUCGUAUGGCCGAUCGCUGAUGGCGCCUUACUGCGACCGGUACAUGUCUGAUUUUGCGCUUAUGGGCGUCCCGAAGUUCGACUUUCAACACUUUAUGGAGACAGACAUGAGGGAUACGAUGCGGCACUUUGAGAUCCAGGAGCGGGUCUCGUCCACAGUAUGUAUUGUGGCGGAUACGAAUACGAUGAAGUGCAACGUCUUUUGUGCGAAACCACCACCUCCACUUCCGAAGGUCCUCGAUACUGUUGAUAUGAGAGGAGGACUCGGAGGAAGCAUUGAUCUAAGAGGCGAGCCCGUGAUGCGGUUGCCGCACACGUCAACGAGCAUGUUCAUGGACGCGACGCUGCACCAAAUGAUAGAGCUGGCACAUAGCGGACUCGCGGCUGAACAAUGUUUAAAUUAUUUGGAAGACCGACUCCAUCAGCUCUACCAGUGCGGACGAAUGCUGUCGUCGAUUGCUCGUGAGAAGGACAUGCUGAGGAGCUAUCCGACUCUGGAAUCUGUGGCGCCACUACUGGGGCUCCAUCGCUCAGAUAUGGCGCUUGUUCUCGCGGUCUGCUCAACAUAUGAUGAAGAAGUCUUCAACAUCUAUGAGAAUGCAUAGACCUUUUUUUUUUUUAUUUUUUUUUUUCUUCUUUUUCGACCUUUUUUUUUCUUUUUCUUUUUUCUUUUUUCUUUUUU
This is a messenger RNA of Gamsiella multidivaricata, 3172 nucleotides long. RefSeq names its product folliculin-interacting protein middle domain-containing protein. Lineage: Eukaryota; Fungi; Mortierellomycota; Mortierellomycetes; Mortierellales; Mortierellaceae. Gene Ontology annotation, molecular function: protein-folding chaperone binding; ATPase inhibitor activity. Gene Ontology annotation, cellular component: cytoplasm. The record is from RefSeq and is a predicted model, not a curated record. The coding region runs from base 225 to 3095 and encodes 956 amino acids. The transcript has 8 exons.